UGCGUGUGUUUGUCGUUUUUAGACAAUAAAACUAUUUACGUUUCAGCUUUAUAUUUAAAUUCUACCAAGAAAAUAAUAUGGUUAUUUCUACUAAAACAAAACCGACUGUUAAAGUAACGGUUUCAGAUAACGAGUCAGAAUACGAAGUAGAUGACAGUGAUGAAGAUCAAAUAUCUACGAAAGAAUCUGACAGCGAUGGUGGAGGCGGAGAGGACGGAGAAAGCGGAAGUGGCGAAGAUAAAAGUGACUCAGAAGUUGGAAGUGAUGAAGAAGGUGGCAGUGAAGGAGAAGGUGGAAGUAAAGCAGCAGUAAUGCUAACAAAUGAAGGCUGGGCUGAUUCCGUGGCAAAGAUUUUGGGUACAAACAAACCAAAAAGCAAAAAGACCUUGGUUUUAUCAAGAGCUAAAAAACAUUCAGAAAUUGUAAAAAAAGUAAAAGAAGAGAAACCAGCUUUCGAAGUUGUUGGGGAAAGUGAGGAAAUCAAACCUGAGAUUAAAAAAGAAGUAACAGUUCCAACAGAGCCUCCUAAAAAGAAAAAGAAAGAAGAAAAAUCUACUGUACGUAUCAAACCAAAUAUCUUAGAAAAAGAUAGGGAAAGACUUUUGUCGAAAAUUGCUACAAAAGGUGUGGUGCAGUUAUUCAAUGCAGUGAGGAACCAACAAAAGACAAUGGAAAAAGAACUAGAUAAAGAUUUAACUGAAGCCAAAAAGGAGAAGAUAUUAAAAAAGUUUGAUAAGCGAGCAUUUUUAGAUACACUCAUGGGUCAAACAAAGUCAAUAAUUGUUGAUGAACAAACUAAGUCUUUGAAAAAUGAAAUUAAACCUGAAGAUGAAAAACCUAAAUGGAGUGCAUUGAGGGAUGACUUUAUGAUGGGAGCAAAAAUGAAAGAUUGGGACAAAGAACCAGCAGAUGACUGAAUAACUUAGAAUAUUUAUUGGUUAAAUAUGUACAUACAUUUAAAUGUA
Papilio machaon (common yellow swallowtail) is the source of this 965-nucleotide messenger RNA. Its product is annotated as RRP15-like protein. NCBI's taxonomy places the organism in Eukaryota, Metazoa, Arthropoda, Insecta, Lepidoptera, Papilionidae. The record is from RefSeq and is a predicted model, not a curated record. Gene Ontology annotation, biological process: maturation of 5.8S rRNA; maturation of LSU-rRNA. The transcript has 4 exons. Gene Ontology annotation, cellular component: preribosome, large subunit precursor. Bases 78 to 917 code for a protein of 279 amino acids.